UUGGCGCAGCUGUAAGCUCCGGAGCUGCCGCUCUUAGCUGAGCAUCCUCCAACAUGGCGUCCAAGACAUCGGGUUUUUCCUGCCACCUCCCACCUGCCUGCUUCUUGCUGGUGCUGUUGCUGCUGCUGUGCGUGCAGCCAGGGGGGAGUCAAAAGAAAAAAGAGAACAUGCUGUCGGAGAAGGUGGAACAGAUGAUGGAGUGGAGUUCCCGUCGUUCCGUCAUCCGCAUGAACGGCGACAAGUUCCGGCGAUUCGUCAAGGCGCCGCCCCGCAACUACUCUGUGGUGGUGAUGUUCACCGCACUGCAGCCGCAGAGGCAGUGCUCCGUGUGCAGGCAGGCCAAUGAGGAGUACCAGGUGCUGGCCAACUCUUGGCGUUACUCCACCGCCUUCUCCAAUAAGCUCUUCUUCACCGUGGUGGACUAUGACGAGGGCGCCGACGUCUUUCAGCAGCUGAACAUGAACUCCGCUCCCACAUUCAUGCACUUCCCCCCAAAGGGGAAGCCCAGGAGGGCGGACACCUUCGACCUGCAGCGUAUCGGUUUCGCCUCUGAGCAGCUGGCCAAGUGGAUCGCUGACCGCACCGACGUACAGAUCCGGGUCUUCAGGCCCCCCAAUUACUCGGGCACCAUCGCCCUGGCUCUGUUGGUGUCGCUGGUCGGAGGCCUGCUCUACUUGCGGAGGAACAACCUGGAGUUUAUCUACAACAAGACGGGUUGGGCCAUGGCAGCACUGUGCGUGGUGUUUGCCAUGACCUCGGGUCAGAUGUGGAAUCAUAUCCGUGGGCCUCCGUAUGCACACAAGAACCCCCAGAAUGGACAAGUGAGCUACAUCCACGGCAGCAGCCAGGCCCAGUUUGUGGCCGAGUCCCACAUCAUCCUGCUGCUCAAUGCUGCCAUCACCAUGGGGAUGGUUCUUCUGAACGAGGCAGCGACCUCCAAGGGGGACGUGGGAAAGAGGAGGAUUAUCUGUCUGGUCGGUUUGGGCCUGGUGGUCUUCUUCUUCAGCUUCCUGCUCUCCAUCUUCAGGUCCAAGUACCAUGGAUACCCGUACAGCUUCCUCAUUAAGUAAGCGGGAGGCGCUAUCCAGCUACGCGCCAUCCACCUGCUGCCUGCGUCACCUGCUUCCGAAGCAGUUUUUGUUUGUAUUUCAACCGUGUAACGUUAUUCGGCACCUAAUAAACAUCCAGCUAACUUGUGGUCCACCA
This is a messenger RNA of Brienomyrus brachyistius, 1206 nucleotides long. RefSeq names its product tumor suppressor candidate 3 (gene tusc3). The record is from RefSeq and is a predicted model, not a curated record. NCBI's taxonomy places the organism in Eukaryota, Metazoa, Chordata, Actinopteri, Osteoglossiformes, Mormyridae. Gene Ontology annotation, cellular component: oligosaccharyltransferase complex. The transcript is spliced from 10 exons. Bases 54 to 1070 code for a protein of 338 amino acids.